Messenger RNA from Oppia nitens, 833 nucleotides. RefSeq lists its product as uncharacterized. NCBI's taxonomy places the organism in Eukaryota, Metazoa, Arthropoda, Arachnida, Sarcoptiformes, Oppiidae. The transcript has 3 exons. The record is from RefSeq and is a predicted model, not a curated record. Gene Ontology annotation, biological process: positive regulation of voltage-gated potassium channel activity; regulation of synaptic transmission, cholinergic; sleep. Bases 187 to 714 code for a protein of 175 amino acids.
AAUCUUUAUAAACAAAAUGAUACGAUAGGCGUGGCUGACAUACCUGUGCCUUGAAAACAAAACUUACCAGUGUCUGUUUAUUUAUAUCAAUACUUUUUGCCAAUAUUAUGGCUAAAAAUAUUUUUGAAAGUUGAUAAUUAUCAUUACAAAUCAUUAAUAUAUAAUAUAGCAAUUAAUAAGCCAAAGAUGAUCCAAACAUACAAUAUAUACAAGAAUUGCAAUAAUCAUAUAAUUUUCAUAUUUGUCACAAUAUUUAGUGUAUUUGUAACAAAUGUUCGGUGCAAUCUAUGGUGUUAUUCGUGUGUAUCCAGUGAGCCGGGUUGUACCCUAAAUAAGGUUGACUGGUUGAUACACUCGGCCAUCAGUUGUCCCCGAAGUGAUGACAAAUGUGUAAAAAUUAUUGAUCAAAAAGGAUCCGAUUUGUUGGUCACCAGAGAUUGUCUAUCAAAUAUCAUUCCCUACAGACGUGACAUACCGGCCGACCGUUUUGAGGGCUGCCGACCGGCGGCCACUCAGCCAAAACUGGCCGUAUUUGUAGAGAAUUCGGUCGACCAGUUGGACCUCAAAAAGGACUACUUCGAUAAAACCACUUAUUGUUUUUGCGAGUUUGACGAGUGGUGUAAUCACAGUACUAGAUGUCAAGCAUCGGGUUUGCUUCUGGUACUAACCAUAGCCUUAGUCAGUGCUUUUAUAUCACUAAAGAUUGUUACUUAAAUGACACACACAUACAAAUAAAUCUCAUAAAUAAAUCUCACAAUAUUUUGUUGUAAUUAUAUAAAGUUUUUAUUAUAUUAUUAAUUGAUAUGCAUUUAUACACUUUUUUAUUGUAAUUA